Rhea pennata is the source of this 597-nucleotide messenger RNA. It is a transcript of the gene AKAP14, whose product is annotated as A-kinase anchoring protein 14. Gene Ontology annotation, molecular function: protein kinase A regulatory subunit binding. Gene Ontology annotation, cellular component: cAMP-dependent protein kinase complex. The coding region runs from base 1 to 519 and encodes 172 amino acids. Lineage: Eukaryota; Metazoa; Chordata; Aves; Rheiformes; Rheidae. The transcript is spliced from 5 exons. The record is from RefSeq and is a predicted model, not a curated record.
AUGGACAAGGGAGAGGAAGAUGCUGCCAUCAAGGAAGCAGCACGCGUUUUCAUUGAAAAUGUGAUAAGCAAUGCAAAAGAACAUCUUCUAGGUUUGCCAAAAAAAGAAGCUGAAUAUGCAAUCAAAAAUAUUCAGUGGACCACAUGCAAGAACUUCACAGUGGAGAGAGGACAGCAGCAGAUUGAAGAAUACAUUUCUCAGACAUGGGAGUUUCAUGAGAGCUGGCUUCACUAUCUGGAAUUUCUCCAGGAAGAGGAACUGAAGUAUAGCAAGAGGUACCACUACAGAGUUUGCUGGAGCGUCCCAACACGCAGAAAACCUAUCCCACGAGCCACAGCAAGCAUCUAUUUCAUUAUAGAGGUCUCCAAAAUCAAACCAGCUACCUUGCCUGUGGAGGUAUUCUUCAUUCUGGAAUCGAGCAGGCUGAUUCACAGGCCAGAACAGUGUCGAUUUAGAGAAAAAUGGCUUAAGGACAUCAUUGAAAAUAAAAUCAUCCUCAUGGAAAGCCUUACUUUCUAAGGAACAGCUCUAACUCACCGUCACCAAUGUGAUAUCUAUCAGUAUUUUAUGGAUAAUGAAAUACACAUUAAAAAGAAA